AUGCCAAUCAGCUUCACAUUGCUGCCACUGGUGAUUUUGAACACCGGCGCGCCGCUGUCGCCCGCGCUAGGCCCGGCGCCUUCCGUGACCCGAGCCCGCCCUACGCAGAUCACCCGAAUCACGUCGUCGACCACCUCCUUGAAAGUCCAGGUAUCCAACACCUUAGCCUUCCGACCCACCGACCGACAAGCCGUCGUUAGGGGUACCCAGUAUCCCUGCCGCAACGGCGACGCCGUCAACCAGCACGUGGUGGUCAUCAAUGUCGACGAAAAGCCCAUCGGCAUCAUGCACGACUAUGACGAAGCCGGCACCGCAACCAUGGCGUAG
Molecule: messenger RNA, 327 nt
Organism: Geodia barretti
Lineage: Eukaryota; Metazoa; Porifera; Demospongiae; Tetractinellida; Geodiidae
Source: the annotation of a GenBank genome assembly